Messenger RNA from Sphaeroforma arctica JP610, 222 nucleotides. RefSeq lists its product as hypothetical. The annotation marks the transcript as partial. Lineage: Eukaryota; Ichthyosporea; Ichthyophonida. The record is from RefSeq and is a predicted model, not a curated record. The transcript has a single exon.
GAGGCGGCACAGAUUCUACUAUCGCAUCUGGUGCUGAUGACGAUUGACUGUUGUUAUCUGAUGGACAGUGAGUGCACACCUGACAGAGCAGCACAGAGCUUACCCUUACAACGCGACAACAGCAGUAUCAGUGCAUCAUCAUUCCCUAAUUGCACCACUACCAGCACUACCCCCACCCGCACAACCUCGCCUGUUCACAACGGUAUCGACACGUGUAAGUAG